This is a messenger RNA of Solanum stenotomum, 1918 nucleotides long. RefSeq names its product probable histone-arginine methyltransferase 1.3. The coding region runs from base 152 to 1717 and encodes 521 amino acids. Gene Ontology annotation, molecular function: protein-arginine N-methyltransferase activity. Gene Ontology annotation, biological process: peptidyl-arginine methylation. The transcript has 15 exons. NCBI's taxonomy places the organism in Eukaryota, Viridiplantae, Streptophyta, Magnoliopsida, Solanales, Solanaceae. The record is from RefSeq and is a predicted model, not a curated record.
CAAUAAAAUUAAAUAAAAAAAUUAAUUGCGGCGGCGCCAUUUUUACACCUUCACUCUCUACUCAAAACCCUAACGUCACUCUCCUUUAACACUUCGAUUCAGACGACAAACCCUAAUUUCUGUUAAUUUUUAGUUUUGAGAGUUGAUUUUAAUGGAGGAAAAUCAAAAGCAGAAGCAAUUUUUGGUUUCAUCUGUAUCGGAGCUUACAAGUUCUUCAUCUUCGUUGUUUUCCAAAACUGAACCGGUUUUUGCUCGGUUAAGCUUAGAUUCCGGUUCGCCGGAGCUCCGAUUUGGUCAGGGUGCAGAGUUGAGUGAUGCCGUUGUGUUCAAUGUUAAGAUUUCUCAGUUAUUCAAGCUAGGCCCUGCUGAAUCCUUAUGCGUAUCUGAAGCCAAUAAAGAGAAAUCACAUUCAAGAGGAAUCUCCAUUCAAUUUAGAAACGAGGAGGAAAGUAGGGCCUUCCAUUGUGCAUUUGAGCAAUGGAAGAAGGAAGUGGUUGUUCAAGAACCUUUGAACAAUGGAGCAGUAUCAACUUUGAAAAGCAAAUUUGAUGACAAAAUUGAGGCAUCUUCUGCCAAAAUGUACUUUCACUACUAUGGACAGCUAUUGCAUCAGCAGAAUAUGUUGCAGGAUUUUGUAAGGACAGGAACCUAUUAUUCCGCUGUAAUUGAGAACCGUGCUGAUUUUCUUGGUCGCGUAGUGGUUGAUGUUGGUGCUGGUAGUGGCAUUUUGUCAUUAUUUGCAGCUCAGGCUGGUGCAAAGCAUGUUUAUGCCAUAGAGGCUUCUGAAAUGGCCGACUAUGCAAGACAACUUAUUGCUGGAAAUCCAUCACUGAAUGACAGAAUUACAGUAAUCAAAGGAAAGGUCGAAGAUGUAGAGUUACCUGAGAAAGCUGAUAUUUUGAUCUCUGAGCCAAUGGGUACACUUUUAGUUAAUGAAAGAAUGUUGGAGUCUUAUGUAAUUGCAAGAGACCGGUUUCUUGUUCAAAAUGGAAAAAUGUUUCCUGGCGUUGGAAGAAUACACAUGGCACCAUUUAGUGAUGAAUAUUUGUAUAUGGAAAUAGCAAAUAAGGCUACCUUUUGGCAGCAGCAAAACUACUUUGGGGUUGAUUUGACACCAUUGCACGGAUCUGCUUACCAAGGAUACUUUUCUCAGCCAGUUGUUGAUGCUUUUGAUUCUAGAUUAUUGGUAGCUCCUGCAGUGUCCCAUGUGAUAAACUUCAGUUCAGUAAAGGAAGAAGAUCUAUAUGAAAUUGACGUCCCAUUGAGAUUUCUCUCUACUGUUAGCACUAGAAUUCAUGGGCUGGCUUGCUGGUUUGAUGUACUUUUUAAUGGAAGCACUGUGCAAAGGUGGCUGACCACUGCUCCGGGUGCACCAACAACUCACUGGUAUCAACUUCGGUGUGUCUUACCACAACCACUUUAUGUCAUGCCAGGACAGGAGAUAACUGGUCGGCUUCACCUAGUUGCCCACAAGGCACAAAGUUAUACCAUUUACCUAACAUUGUCAGCUCUUGUUGGAGAUAUGCUCCAAACAUCAUCUGUUAAACUUGAUCUGAAGGAGCCAUAUUACCGGAUGUCCCAGCCUCAGGCAUAUUCAGCAGCACAGGAUCAAAAUCCUAGUCAGCUAUUACAAUCGGACAUGCAAUUUCCAUCUCGAGAUGAGGACGGAUCAAUCCUAAUGCAACCACCCUCCCCGAAUGAGCUACAUUCUCUCUGAUAUUAAAAUCCAACUCCAAAGAUGUGCAUCGACGACGCGUUUUUGCAUAUGUGAUGUGCAUGCAUGUUUAUGUUAGUCCAAUUUCCAUCAAGUACAUCUUUUUCCAUUAACAGUUGCAGACUCCAGUGUUGAAUGCUUCCAAAUUAAACUCUGAUAAUGAUAUUAGCGGUGGCUAUUUGAGCUGUGCAGUAGUUUAUAUUA